Pieris napi is the source of this 3656-nucleotide messenger RNA. RefSeq lists its product as uncharacterized. Gene Ontology annotation, cellular component: nucleus. The transcript is spliced from 2 exons. Gene Ontology annotation, molecular function: protein binding. Gene Ontology annotation, biological process: negative regulation of meiotic nuclear division; regulation of mitotic nuclear division. The record is from RefSeq and is a predicted model, not a curated record. The coding region runs from base 263 to 1567 and encodes 434 amino acids. Lineage: Eukaryota; Metazoa; Arthropoda; Insecta; Lepidoptera; Pieridae.
GUUAACUUUGUAAUCUGUUUCACAAAAUAAUGGCUUCCAAAACUUUAAACGAUUACAAGUCUAACGUAAAUACAAAGCUUCAUGGUAUAUUAUUUUCCUAAGUUCUGUAAAUUUAAACGAUUAAGACAAUUAAAUGUUGCAAGUUGUGGUUUACAAAAUGAAGGUAAAUUUAUAUUAACAAAUGCUUAAAAGAACAAUUAUGUUUACCAGACAUAACUAAUAGGAGACCAAGCCAUAGGGGAUUAAAUGUUGAAUUAAAAAGAUGGAUAUUCAUCCAGAACUUGUUGAGCCCCUGUCACCUAGAAUAUCUUACAAUAACAGCAGUAGUUACUGGAAAAGUGAGGAUAGUGGCUAUCAUACAUCUUUUACCCCUGGCUCACUAGAAUGCUCCGAAGUAUCGAACGAUAGUAUCAACUCCACUUUUAUUAAAGGACGGAUAUGCUUCAGAAGUCCUUAUCAGGUAGACUAUUUCAAUAUAUCUCCCGAUGACCUUGUAUCACAUGCCAACAUUUCAGCUUGUAUAAGAAAUAAUGAUUCUUUUAAAGAUUCUCCUAAAGGUCGAAGAGGCAUUAAGAGGCCGUUUCCUGAUGAGUUAGAGAACAUUGAUAUCCCAUAUAAUUCCAUACCUACUCCAACAACCUUAAUAGCUGGUGGCUUGAGAAAACUAAAAUUCAAUGAUACUAAACCAAAAGCAUCUAAGAGCUUAGGUCACACAGAUGAUAUACAUGAAUUUUACAACCUUCAUGAAAAAGUUCAUACUUUUCCAUCCACUCCAAUAAAGAAAACUUGUAGAACAAAUUGUCACUUAAACAGUCCAACAAGCUUGAAGAGACCAGCAAAGAAGUUAAACUUUGCUAUCCAUUCACUCUCAUGUGAAGCCAAAGGAUUGCAACCUGUGACUAAAGUCACUAAGUCAAAGGCAGUGAAAUCUAUUCAAUUUAGACCUGAACAGAAAAUUGAUAUUAUUAAAAUGUUGUAUGAGAAGGUGAAUAUGAGACCUCCAUUAAUGAAGAUAUUUAGUUACUUAUCUAAUGAGGACAUUUUUAAUUUUACCUUAGUUAGCCCAUUGUGGCUAACAGUCUGGGAAAAUAUAAGUAAAACAAGUAAACUGUUGGAGUACAGAACAUUUCUCAAAAAUGUAGAGGAGAAUGUAGAAAACAGAGAUGUUGCACCAAAAAUUCUUGGAUCACACCAGAAAAAGCCACUUUCAGAAACAAAUAAUAUUAUAGUUUCAAAAACUCGACCAGUUAGUCCACCAGAUACACCAAGGACUAUUAAGUUCAAGAGAUUUACAAAGGCUGCAUCACUGGAUCUACGAAAACAACUGUCUUGUGUGAGAUGCCAUCAACCUGCCAAGGUAACGGAAGAAAGCUCUGGAGAAGAAUGGGUGGAAUGUACAAGUGUAACUUGUUCUUACCAGUAUUGUAAGUUCUGUAAAUGUGACAGACAUCCAGGUAAGAAAUGCUUUAAAUAUGAUUUGGAUGGCCCCAGCCCUUCUAAACGGAAGAAAAAUACUUAUGCUAUCGGAACCAAGAAGAGCCGAAAAAAUCUGAGGCGGCUGUUGUGACUUAAGUAUAAAUAUGAAGUAUCCCAGUGAUUUGUUAUUAUCAUUGCAUUCCAUGUCCAAAGAUUGUUGAUUUACAAAAUCAUUUUUAAGAGAUUAGGGUUUUUUUUUGAAGUACAUAGAGUUAUCUAGGGUCUGAUUUAGUGCCAUUUUUAUUGAAUUAGGAUAUAACGGCAUUUUAUUUACCUCAUAAUUUACUUUAAUGUUUUAAAAUGGCUGCAUUUGAAUGGUCUAUGUAGGAUACCAUGACGGUUUUGUUUUAUUGUAAUUUUUGGGACCAACAUCUAAGAUAGCAAGUAAAGCAAAUGAUACAUUUGUGCUUUACAAAAGAAUACAUUUUACUAGUUUUAAAAUUUGAAGUUAAUUUAAUGACAGACUGAUAGAUUUGCCAUAAAUGGUUAGUUUUAAGUUUUGUAAAUAAAUUAGUAUUAGGAUUUUUAUGGUUAUUCCAAUUAGCAAUAUGUUUUGUUUGUCUCAAAAGCAUUUAAGACUAGUUCAAACCACUAGCUGACAAUGUACAAGUGUUCCUGUGAUAUUCCAUCAACUAUUUUAACAUAUUAAAAUAUUUAAAAUUCUCAACACAUUAAAACUAGUAAACUGGUAAUAUAAUUAUUACCAACUAAGGCAAAAUAUAAAAUAAAAUUGCUUAAAAUUCCUCAAUGUUUUAGUAACUCACCAUUUUUAAUACGACCUGAAGAUAGAAGAAAUUUUGUUUUAUAGUUGCCUUGAUACAGUCAGACCUAAAUACCCUGAGACUGUUUUCGCCAUUUUAGUUAUGUAGCAUACUCAUUAGAAUAAGUUUUUAAUUUGCUUCAAUUGGUUUAAAAACAUCACUCCUUUACUUUAAAAUGUGAUUUUUUUUAUGUGGAGGUGUUCUAUGUUACAACUUAGUUAAGACAAUUUACUAUUACGUCUUGAUAGAUUGAAUUACUUAUGAUUUCCAUGACAUUAUAUUAAUAAAUGCAGAUACAUUAUUCGCUACGUUUCCCGUAGCCAUUGUAAUUUUUACAACAAAAAGCCUUUUUAAUUUUAUUAACAUUCUUAUAAAAUACUCUUUUCUAGUCUUAUCAAUUUAAAAUAGCCAUAACUUAUAUUCUGUAUUAAACAUAAUACACCUAAUCACAUCAAAUAAUUAGUCAUUUUAAUUGGACAUCACACACAAUUUUUAAAAUACUCAAUGACACAAUUAUUAGCAUACAUUCUUAGUUAGAAUUUGGUGCACAGUGCAUUUAAAUACGUUAAACUAUAAUUAUUAUUUCGAAAAUAUUUGUAUAAUUGAAUUGGUGUCGCCGGUUCUACAGUUUACCGUUAAGAGGUCCCUUUCUUGCUCGAAAUUAAACGCGUACGAAGUAAGACGCUAACGGUUUUUUAGUAUUUAAUUUCUCAUGUUAUAAUUAAAUGCCUGUAAACUUAUUAAUAUCCCAUUGUGUAAAGUUUUUUUAUGAACAUUUGGGAGGAAUCUUGAUUAUAGCGAUCUUCAGAGAAAGAUAAAAAUUAUUUCGGAUUAGAUUUAAUCGUAUCAGAACAAUAAUUUUCUUUGUCUGAAAGUUUUAAAUAUUUAUCCAACCGUCAUUGAAUAUUGAAUUCUUUUUGAUCUAAUUAAGCGAUCUGAGAAACAGGUUUUGGAGGCCUUACGAAACUUUAUAUAUAUACCUACAUAACACCUGCACAAUUGAUAGUCAUAGUCUUUAAUUUUGAAGUAUUUGUAAUGGUAAUGUAAUAUAAUAUAUCCUAGUUAGUCAAUUGUGCUAAUCGUAAUCCCAGUGUUAAUAGUAAUACCACUAGGGUUAAACAGUUGAGAGGUUUUUGUUCAUGUAUUCGGUUUUAAUACAAAUAUUUAAUUAUCAAUCGCUUUAAAAUAUACGAGAUUUACCUACUAGUUACACAACAUUAAUUUAUAUCUAGCAGCCAUAUUUUAUUUGAUUGGUGAUGAAUAUUUGACACUCGAAAAGGCCUAGACCUAGUAGAACCUCACCUUGACUCGAUAGCAUACCCAGGCUCAGCUAUAGAAAUGUAAUUUUUUACCACAGAAAGAAUUAUUUAUUACCAAUUGUGCAAGAAGCUUCACUUAUGUACAUUAUGUUGAAUUUUG